Gracilinanus agilis (Agile Gracile Mouse Opossum) is the source of this 1454-nucleotide messenger RNA. It is a transcript of the gene RAB30, whose product is annotated as RAB30, member RAS oncogene family. Gene Ontology annotation, biological process: Rab protein signal transduction. Bases 68 to 679 code for a protein of 203 amino acids. Lineage: Eukaryota; Metazoa; Chordata; Mammalia; Didelphimorphia; Didelphidae. The record is from RefSeq and is a predicted model, not a curated record. Gene Ontology annotation, cellular component: trans-Golgi network. The transcript is spliced from 5 exons. Gene Ontology annotation, molecular function: GTPase activity; GTP binding.
GGUUCAUUCACACAUUGUUUCUGUUUAUGCCUGGGGUGGGGGGACAAAUCCCAAACCAGCUGCGUCAAUGAGUAUGGAAGAUUAUGAUUUCCUGUUCAAAAUUGUUUUAAUUGGAAACGCCGGUGUGGGGAAGACUUGCCUGGUCCGACGCUUUACUCAGGGUCUCUUCCCACCAGGUCAAGGAGCCACGAUUGGGGUUGACUUUAUGAUUAAAACGGUGGAGAUUAAUGGCGAGAAAGUCAAGCUGCAGAUUUGGGACACGGCAGGACAAGAACGAUUCCGAUCAAUUACCCAGAGUUACUACCGAAGUGCCAAUGCCUUGAUACUCACCUACGAUAUCACCUGUGAGGAAUCUUUUCGCUGUCUUCCAGAAUGGCUAAGAGAAAUAGAGCAGUAUGCCAGCAACAAGGUCAUCACUGUAUUAGUGGGUAACAAGAUCGAUCUAGCUGAAAGGAGAGAAGUCUCCCAGCAAAGAGCUGAAGAAUUUUCCGAGGCUCAGGACAUGUAUUACUUGGAAACCUCAGCCAAGGAGUCUGAUAACGUGGAGAAAUUAUUCCUGGACUUGGCCUGUCGACUGAUCAGUGAGGCCAGGCAGAACACUCUUGUGAACAAUGUGGCUUCCCCUUUACCAGGAGAAGGGAAAAGCAUCAGCUAUUUGACUUGUUGUAAUUUCAAUUAAAAGCUGAUACGAGGCAGAGAAGGAGAAAAGAAUCCAUGCCUGCUCUGAUAGGCCAGUAGUUCCUGGGAGGUAGAGCAAAGAUGGUGGUUCUUGCUCUUUGGACCUUCUGACUUCUCCGGGUUGCUGAGCUUAAAAAGCAUGGCGGGCCGAGGGCUUUGCCCACAGGCCAACACUAGCAGAACAUUCAUAUGGUUUGACCCUUUUGCAGGCUUGGGCUGGAGUGAGAGGAAGAUUGCACUAGGAGCUCCCCGAGAUGCUGAGCAUGUGCUGUGAUAGUUGGCUUUUUGUUUUUAAAAAAGCAAAAAAUAAAACAACCCCCCACAAACCAGUCUUUCUGGACUGACUGGAGGGAACGCCCCUCUCCAUCGACCCCCUAAAAGAGUGAUUCUGCCCGGCAUUUGGUGGAUGAGUAGGGUCUUCUCUGAGAUCUCUCGAGCACCUCGAUUUUCUAGCCUGCCAGCCAAACAAACACUGGGAAGGCCAAUGACAGUAUCGAUGGCGGGUCUGCCGCAUCCUGAGGGAUUUUCAGCAUCGACUCCAUGAUGGGUUUGAGAAGUGGUACAUCUCUUGGCCACUAACCUUUCAAGAAUGGAGAAUUUCAAAGGACCUCGAAUCCACAACAAACAGUAACAAUCAUGGCUAACAAAGGAUACAGGCCUUGUGACUCCUUUUGGUGCUAAUGGUUCAGCUGACAAUUCCUUAGACCAAACGUUUUACUACAUUAGUAUCCUCUGAAUGUGUUAUGUAGAAAUAAAUAGGGGAAGUAUGAUAAAAA